UAUGCUCAUGCAGGGAAAGAUUCUGAAGAGGACAACAAAGAUGAUAAUGCAAAACAAAGACCACGAAGGCAAAAAAUGGAUGACAAGUAUUACUAUGGUUCAAUCACAAAGGAUGGUCGCAAAAAAGAACAAAUUGUCCUUGUCGAAAGUGACAAGCCACAAGCAGAAAUCAAGAAACUUGAUGACAAGAUUCCUCCCCUAGGAAAAAAGGCAGACAUUGUCCUUGCAUUGCUACCUGACGAAUGCCAAGAAACAAUCAGAAAAUUUUGGGAACUCGAGGAGGGAUGUAUGCACAUAUGGGAUUGUGAAUUAGAUGACCUGCGCAUAUAUCAAGAAGAUGUGAGGUUUCUGCUAUGUGAUCGAGAAUUAACAGGCCAGCCAAUAGAUGCCUACGUCCACUUGCUGACUACAACACUACAACCACCAACAUCUGGACCAUCCUUUUCAUUGGGAAUAGAAGAUUCCCAACAAGAUAUGCCGUUUGUCUUCAACAGCUUUUCAUCAACCUUCCUUGGAGGUGAUCAAAACUCAGCUAACAGAGCACUUGAUGUCGUCCGCUCAAAGAUUUUGAACACCAGAACAAUCCUUAUCCCAAUAUAUGGUUCAAGCCAUUAUACUUUGCUUGAGCUAGACACCAUUGACCAAGAAUGGAGGUUCUACAACUCCAUCCACAGACAAGGGAGAAGAGAUAAAUACUGUGAAGCAACUGCCAAUCUGAGAAAGAAUGUCACGAACUACAUCAACCAACAAUGCAAGAAGAAGAUUAAAACCUCUGCAAAGCUCGUGGACAAUGCACCACAACAAGAACCAGGCUCGGUUGAUUGUGCAGUUGUUGUUGCCUACAUCAUUCGCCAAAAGCUAAUGAAAAAACCAAUUAAAAGCGACCUUACAAAGCAACAAUGCCUUCAAAUGAGAGCUGAUAUUGUGCAAGCAUUUGUCAGUGACCCCAAGAGAUCAUGGACUCCAGAAAUCUAUCAUAAUAGGAUGGAAAAUCUCAGACUGCAAAAAUAUUAUGACGACCAGGAGCUUCUUGAAGAGAAGAAAAAAAAGGCAUAGAUUCAACUUACUCAUCAAAGUUGGUAGUGGUGUUGUUCAUCAGUUGUAUAGUGGUUAAUGAGUUGUUUAGUUUACUGGUAAAUGAAGAUAUACAAUCUCAGACUGCAAAAAUAGUUUUGGAAGUGAAAGUAGUGCAGAUGGGUAAUGAAAUGGUGGAGGUGAUGUUCAUGACUUGU
Messenger RNA from Rhododendron vialii, 1232 nucleotides. RefSeq lists its product as uncharacterized. The transcript has 6 exons. The record is from RefSeq and is a predicted model, not a curated record. Bases 76 to 1056 code for a protein of 326 amino acids. NCBI's taxonomy places the organism in Eukaryota, Viridiplantae, Streptophyta, Magnoliopsida, Ericales, Ericaceae.